AUGCAGAGGGCGGAGGGACAAGGAGAAGGACUGCUGGGGCAGGGCUGGGAAGCGGGUAGCAGGGGAGGGCGGAGGCGCCGAGGUGCGCCAGGCGGCUCCCAUCGCGGCUUCUGGGCGCGAAGCAGAGACGGCGACGGCGGCUGCCGAUCCCUCCCCGCGCGGGCACGCGGGCUUGCGGACACCCACUCGGCCGGUCCAGGCGCUCAGGCUCCCGGAAGCGGAAAGGGAGCGCGGCCGGGCCUGGGCGGCGGCGGCGGCGGCGCCAGCGCCGAAGGAGGAGGAGGAGGGGAAGAGCCGCUGGCGGUCGCGAGAGCAGCCACGGCGAGCGGCGAGCCAGCCGGCGACGGUGAGUGUGUGCGGGCGCGGGCUCGGACGGCCCGGCCCCCUCGGCCCCCGCAGGCCCCCUCGGCCCCGCCUCGCCCGGCUCCACCCGCUGCUCCUCCGGCCGGGCGGCUCUCACCUGUCCCAGCGCCCUCCCGGGCCUCCCUUCCUCCUCCCCGCACCUGCCCCUGCCUCAGUUCGGAUCCCCGGGGCUGCUCGGUGCCCCCCUCGCCCCAGGCCUGGCCUUGCUCAGAGCAUCUUCUGCCAGAGCGGCAGCCGCCUGCCACGUGCCCCUCCCAUAAGUGGUGGUGGAAUGACUUUGAAAGGGAGUUUUGGGAAUUAUGUAACAAGUGUAAUUUGAUGAGACCAAAGCGUUCCCAUCACUGCAGCCGCUGUGGCCACUGUGUAAGGAGAAUGGAUCACCACUGUCCAUGGAUUAACAAUUGUGUUGGUGAAGAUAAUCAUUGGCUUUUUCUGCAGUUAUGUUUCUACACUGAACUUCUUACUUCCUACGCACUGAUGUUUUCUUUCUGCCACUAUUAUUAUUUUCUUCCACUAAAAAAGCGUAAUUUGGACCUCUUUCUUGUUAGACAUGAAUUGGCCAUAAUGAGACUAGCUGCCUUUAUGGGCAUUACUAUGUUAGUUGGAAUAACUGGACUCUUUUAUACUCAACUAAUUGGCAUUAUCACAGAUACAACAUCUAUUGAGAAGAUGUCAAACUGUUGUGAAGAAAUAUCGAGGCCCCGAAAGCCAUGGCAGCAGACCUUCUCAGAAGUUUUUGGCACUCGUUGGAAGAUCCUGUGGUUCAUUCCUUUCAGGCAGAGGCAACCACUGCGAGUUCCCUACCACUUUGCCAAUCACGUCUAAACAGAUGGAUGGUGGGCACAGAUGGGUCCUCCAUGCUGGAAAUGCGUUACAGGUUUUAUGAUAAUAGAACUAUGACAGUCUUCAAGUCAAUUAAAAUCCACCCACCAAUCUUAGGCAUCAUAAUGUGCCCCAGGCUUUAUUUUAAUAGUGAUCUUGAUCCUGUUGUGGGACUCAUACAAGAUGUAUAUUUAAGUUUUAAAGCAUGUUUACUUUCAAAUUAGCUUUCCACAG
Propithecus coquereli (Coquerel's sifaka) is the source of this 1419-nucleotide messenger RNA. RefSeq names its product zinc finger, DHHC-type containing 21 (gene ZDHHC21). Gene Ontology annotation, molecular function: protein-cysteine S-palmitoyltransferase activity. Gene Ontology annotation, cellular component: Golgi apparatus; endoplasmic reticulum. The transcript has 8 exons. Gene Ontology annotation, biological process: protein targeting to membrane; peptidyl-L-cysteine S-palmitoylation. Lineage: Eukaryota; Metazoa; Chordata; Mammalia; Primates; Indriidae. The record is from RefSeq and is a predicted model, not a curated record. Bases 1 to 1188 code for a protein of 395 amino acids.